Messenger RNA from Amblyraja radiata (thorny skate), 373 nucleotides. It is a transcript of the gene tmem256, whose product is annotated as transmembrane protein 256. Gene Ontology annotation, cellular component: membrane. The annotation marks the transcript as partial. The transcript has 2 exons. The record is from RefSeq and is a predicted model, not a curated record. NCBI's taxonomy places the organism in Eukaryota, Metazoa, Chordata, Chondrichthyes, Rajiformes, Rajidae.
AUAUGCUGCACUAACACCUCUCUUCUCUCACAGCUGUUCGAAACUGCCAACAAGUAUCAUUUCCUGCACAGUUUGGCUCUUCUGGGAGUCCCCCAUUGCCGCAAGCCCCUGCUGGCUGGCACCUUGCUGACCUCCGGGAUGGCCAUGUUCUGCGGCUCCCUCUACUACCAGGCCAUCACCGCCGACCCCACCUUCACAAAGGCCGCGCCGCUCGGCGGGACCCUGCUGAUCGUCGGCUGGGCGGCCAUGGCCCUGUGAGGGGCAGAGCGACACGGGAGCAAACACGGCGGGCAACGGUGCAACACCUCACGCUGCCUCGGCAAGGCCAGCAGCAUCAUCGACGACCACAGACCCUCAACCUGACUCCCAGUCC